Messenger RNA from Neltuma alba, 747 nucleotides. RefSeq lists its product as uncharacterized. The transcript has 2 exons. Lineage: Eukaryota; Viridiplantae; Streptophyta; Magnoliopsida; Fabales; Fabaceae. Bases 1 to 747 code for a protein of 248 amino acids. The record is from RefSeq and is a predicted model, not a curated record.
AUGAGGGCAAGUUCUGAGGCUUUUUUGGUUAGGGAUUCGAAGGAGGAAGAUCAGUGGGCAGCACCACUAGGAGCCUCAACAAGAAUGGCGAAGACAAAAACAGAAUGGCCGAGCACAAAUUGGGAAUCAAUGGGAAUGGCACCAGAGAUGGUGAAAUCUGGAAGCUAUUUUGGUCAGAGGAGUAUGGGUGAAGGAGAGUUCUAUGUGUUGGAAGCAAAUGAGUUGUUUCUUCAAAAUAGAUCUAUGAGCCAUGGAUCAAUGAUUCUCAAAUUAAAGCUAAUCUCCCAGUGCCUUCUUGAUGUAAGUCUGUUCUGUGGGAUUCUUUUGCCUUGGCCUUGUGAGCUUGGCUGUGAUUGGUGGAGCUUCUUUCAUGAGAGCAUGUUCCUUUUGGAAUUUGUUGCUCUCUGUUGCAACUUAGCUUCUUUGGAUGACCUAAGGAGUUUCGUAAUGGGUUUGUGGCCUCUAUGGUUGGGUUUUAUGCCCCUCAAUCCCAAUAAUUUCUUCUUUUGUUUGUUCGUUUCUCCUCUAGAAGGAUGGUUAACUUGUGCUCAUCUUUGCUUGCCUGGUUUUGUGAUUGUUUUGGUGUGCAGCUUCAAGUGCAUUAAGGGAGCGUGUUCUUGGAUAGAUUUUUCAUCGUCUCCCCUUCUUUCUCACGGUUUAUUCUCAGGUGCUACUAUAGGAGUGAACCAGAUCUGUUUGUUCUCGGCUGCUGCUAUAGGAGUGAUCCAGUUCAGUGUUGUCUUUUGA